This is a messenger RNA of Plasmodium gonderi, 9519 nucleotides long. RefSeq lists its product as hypothetical. The transcript has a single exon. Lineage: Eukaryota; Apicomplexa; Aconoidasida; Haemosporida; Plasmodiidae. The coding region runs from base 1 to 9519 and encodes 3172 amino acids. The record is from RefSeq and is a predicted model, not a curated record.
AUGACAGGCUUACAAUUUUUUGAAAAAGCUAGAAAAACAGAAAUUCAUGAAAUUGAAAAAAAACUGUUACAUAUUCAUAAAUAUGUUAUCUCCAGUUUUAUGCAUUCAGAUAUUUUAAACAAGGAAGAAAUAAUCUUGUAUUGGAAAAAAUGCCAUAUAUAUGUAACAGAUGCAAAAACAUAUGUAACACACUUUUUUGAUAAUUAUAAGAGUUUUACCAUAUGUAAUGAAAGAAAUUUAUCAAUUGGUGAGUAUUUUAUAUACUUAAUUAUAUACAUGAAAUGUAUGAAAAUUAAGAACAAUCCUUUCAGAGUUAUUAAUUUGUAUAUAUUUACGAAUAAUAAAUGGAAAGAUAAUUUAAUUUUCCACUUUUUAAAAAAUAUCUUUUCAAAAAAUAAUGAUCAGCAUCAUGGCAUGAAUUAUAAAACGUUGAUAAUUGAAUAUUUAAUAAAUAAUUAUAGCACAUUUCACGAGCAACACAUUGGCUUAUUUUACACAAACAUAUUAAGAUACAUUAACAACAAAUUGGAAAUAAAUUUUUUAAAAAAAAAUCAAAACUAUUUAAACGUUUUUGCAAAUUUUCUAAUAACCUUUAACAGUAAUGCAACACUAGAGUUAAAAUCUCAUAUGCUUAAAACAUUCUUACUGAUUGCAAAAAAUUUAAAAAAAAUUCUGUUGCAAUUUCCUUUUGAUAAAGACAUAUGUACACAUAUUUGCUUAAUUUAUCAGCAAGUGAAACAUAUCAUAGUUACUUAUGAAACGAAAAUAAAUCUUUUUUUGAAAGAUCAAGAAAAUGUUUCUCCCAUCCGUUCAGUAAAAAUAAUUCAAGAGAAACACCAUCUCAGAAUCGAGCAGUGCUCGAAGACGCAGAAAAAAGGUGAAUCACACAAAGUUCCUAAGAGUGAAAAAAUAAGCACCAAAUUAGAGGAGCAAAAGGGGCAUGAAAAUGAUAGAGGCUAUGCAAAUGAUAACAACUAUGCAAAUGAUAGAAACUAUGCAUGUGAUAGAAACUAUGCAUGUGAUAGAAACUAUGCAUGUGAUAGCAACUGCUUAAAUGAUUGCAAUAGUGUAAAUGAUAAUCUCCAAGUAAGUAAUAACUUCUCGUCAAGUAACAGCGGAUAUGCUAAUCAUUACGAAGGGUUCGUCGACAGUUACUGUGACAGUGAUGGGGACAUUGUAACAGAGGAGGAAGAAGAAGGAAACCAAUGCAAAAAUAGUAAAAGCAUUCCAGAUGUGCAAAAAUAUUUAUGUCUUAUAAAAAAGAUAAAGGAUCUGUUACAGAAAUGUGACAAUAUUAUUAAGGAAAAGAAAAGGGAGAAUCCCUUUUUAAUGUUAUGUAAAUAUAGAAGUAUUUUAAUUAUAAAAUAUAAAAAUGUAAGAAGUAUUAAUAUUAGUGAAAACUUUGAUUAUUUUUUAUUAUUUUUUAAAAUAAAAAAUUUGUUAUGUGAAGGUAGUAAAAACCCCUUUUAUAUUUUUUUAUGCAUAGAAAGUAUAAAUUACUGGUUACAGAAAAAUGAAAAAAUGAAAUAUAUUUUUGAACACACUAAUGGUACAACCUUCUCAAAAGUAACAAAAGCCUGUCUUUUAACGGAGAAUCAUCAAAAUAAUAGUACUGAGGAAUCUGUGGGAAUUAACAAAAUGAAGAGAAAUGAGCAUUUGGACAAAGAACCUCCUGAAAAUUAUGAAUAUGCAAAUGGGCAUAAUUUAAUCAACAAUUAUAACAAUUUGUUUUAUAAAACAGAUCAAACUGAAGAUAAAACAUUCAAAGAUGUUGUUAACAUGGUUAGUUAUGAUAAAAGGUCUGAUAUUAACAAAUUGCUCGAUAUUACUGAUCAUAGGCAUGAAGACUCUUGCCAUGAUGAGAACUGUGAUUCAUGUGUAAAAGGCACAAAAGUGAUUGAAAUGAAUCAAACUUUUAAAAUUAAAAGUGAAAACAAAAUUUACGAGCACGUGCGGAAUAUGAAUGAAAACCAUUCACCAUUACAAUUAGACGAAAUUGUGGAGAUAAGUACUUUAAGAGAAUGUUUUGAAUAUGCCAUAUAUAAUAAGAAAAUAGAAUUUCUAGCGCAUUUGUACAAUGUGAUUAUGAAAAGUGUGUUACGAAUAUUAAAAAAAUACUCAUGGUAUAACAUAAAAAUAAUAUGGAAAAGUUGCAUAAGCAUUUACGAAUUUUUGCUGAGAAGCAGGAAAAACGCAUAUGUAAAAAAGGAUGUUUAUAACCAUUUAACCUAUAUAAUUUUUAAUCAGGAAAAAAAAAAAAAAUAUUUAUGCCUAUCGUUAUUGUUAAAAUAUUUUAAAAAGUCCAUGUGUGCAAGAAAUGUGUUGGAAUAUAUUUUCUACUGUUUUUUUCAAAAUGACGAUUUGUUCAUGUUCUCGUUGUAUGAAUUGAUAAAACAAUGCAUUAAGCAUAUAUUUGUUCACGGAGAAGAUAAGUAUUUGUUGUACUACAUAUUUUUGAAAAACAUUUUAAUGACAGAUAACUUUUGCAUGAAGACUUUUUAUAUAAAGAAAAUUAUUGAGUUAUUUUAUAAAAAUGAUAAUAAUUAUGUUUACUUUAUUUUAAAUAAGGAAUAUUUCGAUUUAAGUUUAAGGAAAUAUUUUUUUGACACAACCCAAGAAGAGGAACAAAAAGUAAGGCAUAUCGAAACGAAUUAUACAAAAUGGUCACAAAAUAGUGUGGACAAUUUUAUUUGUCUUAAUGACAUGAGUAGCUCAAAAAAAAUAAGAAGAAAAAAUUACUUUGAAUUUUUGAUAAACGAAUUGUUAGAGAAAAAAAAAGUAGACGAAAUUGUGUAUAAUUGUGUUGUAGAAAAAAUGGAGGAAAAUAUUUUUUUUAAUUAUAAAACUGUAUAUAUGGAAAAGAAAAAUUUUGAGGAAAAUGCAUCCAAUGUGAGGGAAGAGAAAUUAGAAAAAUAUUUCUUAUAUAAUUUUCACACCAUAGAAAACAUUACCUAUUUGGAAUUGUACACAUUAUGUACAUUGAGAAAAUAUCAGUCCAUCGAAAUAGUAAAUUAUGAGAACCAUUAUUUUUAUCAAUUGAGAAACAAUGUUUUGUUAAAUGUCAACAUUUUAAAUAACUUUUUUUAUUUUUCGAAUGACGAAAUUGUCUUAUGCAUUUUAUCUUUCAUUUGUGAAAACAAAUAUUUAAACCUUUGUGAUUUGUAUUUGUUCCAAACAUUUUUAAUAACCUCCAUAAUGAACAUUUCGAGGACUAGUAGGGAUGCUUAUAGAAAGUACAUUUUAUUAUUCUUUGAGAAAUUUUUUAUAUAUUAUCAUAGGAUGUUGGAGAUAGACAAGAAGAAAAGGGAGAAAAAAACUGGAAAAAAAGGAGAAAAUAAGAUAAUACCCCAAAGUAAGAACACAAAUAAUGAUAAAAGGAAGGAAGAACAAGGAAAAAGAGGAAUGGUAAAUAAUUACCAUGGGGAAUAUUCUCUUGAAGUAGACAAGAUUAAUGAACAGGAAGAAGAAGAAGAUUUGGAGGAUAUUAUGGAUACCUAUUCAACCAGCUGUGAUAACUGUUCACGUGACAUGCUAAAAGUUGUGUUCUUUUUGUAUGGAAAUACAAAAGUGCUUUGUGAAGACAAAGUUUGUAAAUCUCCAAAGAAUGUAUAUUCUUCAUGUCUGUUUCAUUCAUGGAAUGCAAAACAUUUAGACAAAGAGAAAGGCAUUUUUUUGUAUAAUUACUACUUAAUGAAUAUAAUUUUCAUUUUAUUUAAAAACAUAAAUAAAGAUAUGAGCAUAGAGGCAACUAUGUACUGUUCGGAUAUUCUAAAUACAAUAGUGAACUAUUGCGAACACUUUGAAAUUAUGAACUUUUUUUUUUUUCUAUUUAAUGCAAAAACAACAUGGAAGGAAUUUUAUUUAAUAUCAAGAGAGAUAUUUUUCAAAACUGUAAGUAUAACUAUACUUAAAAAGCAGAAAUUUUCGUAUUUAAAUAAUUCAUUUAUUUCAUUGGUAAAGUCUCAUAAGCAGGUGGAUCAUACUUUUUAUGCCUUCUUAUUAAAAUUAUGCUUCAUUUCGUUAAACCAUAGUAUUAAUGUCAACAAUAGGGAAAAAAACAUGGUAGUAAAUUAUCGUCCUGUUUGUGGUGAUAGAAGCAUUGAUAACUAUGUUAUAUGUGGAAAAAUAAAUAAUUUAAAAGGAAACAUUAAUCAAGACAUCAUUGCAUAUGACUUUUUUAUUAGUCCCCUUAAAUUUAGCGACAUUAAAUAUAUUAAGGAAGAUAAUAAAUAUUUAAUAAAUUACAUAAAUUUUUUAUUCAGUGAUAAUUGGAAGAAGCACUGUAUUAUGCAAAAUCUUCCUUUGUAUAUAUUUGAAAAUUUUGUUAAUAAAAUUAAAAAAGAAAGUAUUCUAAAAAUUACUAAUCAUCAGGAUAUAGAAAAUUGUGAAAUGUAUAAAUUGGCCUAUUACAUAAACGAAUUUAUCUUAUAUUUAAAGGAUAACAUAGAUUUUAGAAAAAACAUAACAAAUACAGAAUUUAGUAAACAUUUUUCCAAAAUUAAUUUAUGUAAAUUUAACACAUAUAUAAACUCUGGAAAAUCCAACUUAUUUUUUCAACCGAACUGGGAAAGAAAAUCAUCUGAUACUUACUACUUAAUAUUAUUAAAAGUUUACAUUUGUAAUAUUUUGUACUAUUUUAUUAAUUAUUUGAACUUUCUAUUUUUAAAUGAGUCCCAAAAUUUUUUUUUUGACUGUAGAGGACAUAUGAUUUUUGAGAAUGAAAAUGAAAAGGAGGUAACUUCCAUAAUCAUUUGGUUGUCUAUCAAAUAUAUAUGCAUCCUGUUUACAUCCAUAAUUGAUUUUUCCUUCAAAUUUAAUAUUGACAUUUCUGAGGAUUGCUACGAACAGGAGAGGAAGAAUCAUAAUGCAUUAACAAAUUAUGUCUCAAAAAAUGAAUGUACAAGGAGUAAUAAUUAUGCGAGUCUGACAAAAAAAAAUAUAUCUUUGUGUUUUUUUCAGAAUACAGAAAUUCAUCUUAUUAUUCAAAAUCUUCUAUGUUUGUUAUUAUAUUCAAAGCAUAUUGCAUGUCAGCAGUAUUUAGCCGAUUGUCUCUUGGAUGUUUGCAGAAUUAUAGGAAUGAGGGCUAGUGAGAAUAUGCAGACAAUUCCACUCUUUUAUGUAUAUAUAAUUUUGCUUAUUUUCAAAAAACAAGAGGAUAAUACUAUGAAAAAUGAGGGGGAGAAUGGCGCUAAUAUGUUCAAUGCAGAUGAGGAAAAAAACAAAACGCAUACCAAAAUCGACAUUAUUGGUGCUUUUGUAAAUGUAAACACAGGGGAUGCUGAUGAAAACCACAAUUAUAACAAUUCUGAACGAAAUAUUGAAGGAUAUAAUUUCGAAUAUUUAACCGGAAUAAUUAGUGAACUAAAUAAAUUGCUCACGUUGAAGGAAGAAGAAAAUGUGGACGUCAGUGAAAUUUUAUCUACGCAUUUUUUAAAGAGUAAUUUUAAUCUCACCCAAAAGGAACCGAAAAAACAUAGAACAUGUAGGAUCAACACACAGAGUGAGAAAGGUAAUACAUACAAAGAACCAGGCUAUGAAAAGCUUUUUCCUGAACAAUCCAACUUUGAACUAAAUAUAAAAUUAAAUAUGCUUUUAUUGGAUAAUCAAAGAAUAAACAUGAAUUUUUUAAGAAAGUCAAGCAAUAUAUGUCUAGCGCUAAGCUCCUUAGCUAAGUCAUAUAAAUCGAAAGAACAAUACAUUAUAUACAAUUUUAUAAUAAAAAUUGUCAUAAAUUAUUUAUAUAUUGGGAAUAAUAAAUAUAAAAAGGUGAUUUGUUUAAAUAUCAUAAAACAUAUAUACACAAUUUUAGAUAAUAAGACGCUACAUGAAUAUAUUAAUGAUAUAUACAAAAUUUCUUUAAUUUAUUAUAAGAGUAAAUUUUUUUGUCUAAAAAGUUCGAGUACAUCAUUAUACAACAUUUUAACAAAACGAUUAUUAGCAAAGUUGAAUUAUUCUUAUCACGUAUCAUCGAAUAUGUAUUAUUUUUGUACUGGAAGUAAAAAAAGAAUAUUUAAAAACAUAAAUUUGACAUUUUGUGAUUUAUUAAACUCUGUCAAUUUGUUAAAGAUAUUUUUAAAUAUUUUUAUAAAAAAGUGCAAAAUUUUAAAUGCACAGCAUUGUAAUAAAAAUAGAUAUAAAUCCUAUUUUGAUUAUUCUAAUUUUUAUGCACAAUUUAUACCUAUAUUAAUAUUUCUAUCAAAUAUUAUAAUUUUUAACAAUGAUGAUUAUUUCUUACUUUGCAACCUGAAGGGAAAUUUACAAGAGACGCAUAGUAUACAUCAAUUUAGCUUAGAUAUGGACAAACCGAUUAAUAAAGGAGAGAAAAAUACACAAAUAAGUGAUAACCUGAAUGAUCAUAUUGAAAAAGGAAAAAAUGCACAUUGUAAAGAUACAUAUAAUAAUACCCGAAACGGUACUUAUGAUGAGAAUAAGAUGAAUAAUACUAAUGAAGAAGGCGAAAGUGGAAUAAGCAACAUUAAUAUAUACUUUCUGUUUUUAAGAUAUUUCAAGAAGUUAUUUAUCUAUGGUAACUACUUUGUUCAAGUACUUAUUUGUAGAAUAAUUGUUAAUGUAUAUUUACAUAUAUACAUAAAAUUGAAGAUGGAAAAACUGAUUUUUAAUUUUUUAAAUAAAAUUAUAGUAAGUGCUAUUGAAAAGAAAAAAAAGAAUUGUUAUUUAUUUUUGUUUAUAGAAUUUGUUAGGAGAAAUGAGUCCAAAAUUUUGAUAGAAGAAAAUAAAGAAAAGUUUAGAAAAAUAUUUUUUCAAUUUUUACUCCUAUUUAUUAAAAGUAAAAGAUAUUCAGAAAUUUUGCUAAUUUUACAAAUUUUAAAUAUCUUGUAUAACAAAAUAUCAGUUUCGUUACACAAAAAUGUAGUAAAUUUACUUUUUAACAAAUUAACACUAUAUCCAGAUGACAUGUUUAUAUCCGUUUUAGUGAACGAACUGUUGAUGAAAAUAACAAAAAAUAUCAAUAAUUUUGUUUCCCUUUUGGAUAUAUAUCUAUCGAUUAAUAAUGAAAAGUAUAUAGAAGCGUUCUUAUACAAUUGGUUAUUAAAUAUAAAGAAGAGGAAUAAAAAGGAAUUUCAAGCGAAGGUAAGCCAUCUAAGUAAAUUAUCCAAUUACAGUUCGUUUAAUUUUUUCAUGAAAUAUAAUAAAAAGGAAUUUAACAUUGUCUUCGAUGCAGAAUCAUUUGAUGAUACCAAACAAGAUGUUUGUGAUGAUAAUGCUGAGGAUGGUUUUGAUGAUAAAACGCUGCUGUUAGAUGAUGAAAGGAUAUACAUAUAUCUAUAUCUACUACUUUUUGAAAUUGUCUACAAGUAUAAGGACAAUAUACAAAUUAAAAAGUACUGUUUUAGCAUUCUAUUGACAAUUAUAAGUUUUAUAUCUAUUGAAAAUUUAUUUCUAUUUGAUAAAAUGCAGCAAUAUUACAUAAAACAUGCUAGAAAUAACUUUCUGGACAAGUAUGUCAUUUCGUAUAGCUACCACAUAUGUGCAAAGCAUUUUGCCAAUAUUGAGGAGAAUGAAGAUAUUGAUAGAAAAUAUAUGCACUCACCACAAAAUGGUUUCAUUAAAUUGAUAUACGAAUUUAUUGAUAAUGAAAAGGUUAAAAUUGUUUCAUCUCUCAGUUGUACUAUGAAGGAGGCUCUUUUUAAUUAUGCUUAUUUCUAUUUUCUCCUGUUUGUAAAUUUUCUAUCCCUUUUGUAUAACAAAAAUUCAACUACAUAUAUGAAGUAUUUUGUAAAGGCUUUCAUAAACUACGGAAUUGUGGAAUAUGAUUACGAACAAUUGAACAAGAAGAAAAAAGAAAUAAAAAAAAUGAAUACACAUAUGUAUGAUAAUAUUAGUGAACAUACAACCUUCCUUAACAGAGAAGAAUGUUUUUCCAAAUGUUCAAAUAUUCAAGAUUAUGGUAAAAAUUGGAACAGCAAUAAUAUUCGAAGAGAUCAAAAUAAAAAGAAAAAUUUUAAUAUAGAAUAUUUUGUGAAUAACAAUUGCCACUCAAGAAACUGUGUCGAGGUGGAUAUUUACAAUUAUGUCUUACCUAUGAUAGAAAGUAAAGGCAAUUGCAGUUGUAAGAAUCCUUGUUCUCAAAACAGCACUAGCCCGUAUGAAAGAUACACACAAUGGUAUAGAAAUGAUUUAAACAUGUGGAUAACAAAAGUAUUACAUAACAAAAUAACGUAUCAAAAUAUUACAUACGAUAUUAUUUAUAUAAAAGAUGCACUGAAACAUUUGAGAAAGUACAAUUUAUAUACCGCCUUCUUUAUAGUACUUUAUGGUUGUAUAAUAUUUAUGUUAAAUGAUGAAAAUGAAUCAAUACGAUAUAAAACAAAAAUUGCAACAUUAUACAUGAUGAGAAAGAAUGCGUUAAAUAUAUCCAUGAAUAUGAAAGAUAUAAUGUGCGUUGAGUUUUUUAUUUACUAUAUUUCCAAGUGGUAUAAUAACAUUUCAAUACACAUAUUAACCUUUUGCAUAUAUCAAACGAAAGAUUGUAUUAAAAAUAGUUUCUAUUAUAGUCCUAUUAAAUUAUUUGAUCAAGAAAAGUAUAAUUUAUACAUUAACAAUAUAUUACUAAAUCAUUUGUUCUUGUUUUAUUACAUAUUUAACAUCGCUGAAAUUUGUACAGAAAAAAAUGUGAGAAGCUUAAAAUGUCAGAAUAAUAUCACGAUGUCAUUAGGUAGCAAAAAUGAGAAAUAUCAAAAACAUAGUCAACCUUGUGAAAAACAUUUUGUUCGUUUUAAUGAAAAAGACAAUAAUAAGGAAAUUAAUCAAGUGAAAUUCUGUGUGCAAAAUGAUAAAUCAACAAAGGAGAUUACGGAUUUUUAUCAUUUCGUAUGCAUACUUGGUGGUCAAAGAAAGGAAGCUUUUAUGAGAAAUAUAAAUAUUGACAAUAUAACUACACUUCUUUCAAAUGAAAUAACGAAUUUGGAUCAUCACGAUUUAUGCUUUUUAAAAAGUAGCGCUCUAUGGGAAAAUAUGUUGGAAAAUUUAAAUCUGAAACUUUCCAUUUGCACAAAAUGUAAUUCAAUGUGUAGUAAAAAUGGAAAUGUUAGGACAUCAUACAUGGUUCCAUGUGUAGCAACAGUUAUAAAACCGUACGUUAUAACAUUUUUAACAAUGCUACGUAUGCACUACAUCAGAGAUAUUAAAAAGAGUCUAGACGAUUAUUCACAUCUGUUACGGUGUUACAAGAAUGUGGACUUUUUUGAUUCCAAUUUUAUUAUUUGUUGGAUUAAUUUGCUUAACAAAAUAAUUAUUCUUCUAAUAAACAUAUUCAUUUUUUUUCAAAAAAAUACAUCCUUAUAUUACAACAGUUAUUUUUAUGACGAAGUAAAUAUUAUUAAAACAAAGACAGUAUUCAUUUAUGACACCUUUAAAUUAGUAAGAUAUGAAGUUAACCCAUUUUUGCUAAAAACUUUGGAGCUUUUGUUAUCCAUACUGGGUAGUACAUUUUUAAAAAACAGCAACUUCUUUUCAGAUAUAUAUGUCUUGCUAUAUUCUUUGAAAUUUUCUAUUUAA